Molecule: messenger RNA, 1107 nt
Organism: Puma concolor (puma)
Lineage: Eukaryota; Metazoa; Chordata; Mammalia; Carnivora; Felidae
Source: RefSeq, a predicted model, not a curated record
AUGGUUGAGGCAUCCUUCCUACUAAAGGCCAACCCUCAACCUGCCUUCCUCUAUUUCCGCACCUUCUCCACGUGCAAAAAAAUAAGCAAGGAAGGAGGGUUUGGAAAACAGGGUCAUCGCUACGGUCUUUUGCCACACUCCGCUGGCUUCAACGUGCUCAACGCGACGGAAACUAACAGCAGUGGCCCCGACCAAGAAGGGUUGAAGGUAGAGGACUUCACCUGCCGCCAAGGGCGGACCGCAGAGGACCGGCGCAGAUCCCCAGCACUGCACGCUGGGAGCUGUAGUCUCCGGGGGAGGCCUGUGUGUGCCCGCGGGGGUGGGAGCGGCCUCGGCCCCGCGGAGACGGAGCGGCUGGAGGACGAGGCGGCGGCCGCGGGGAGGAGGAUGGGGGCUAACCAGUUAGUGGUGCUCAACGUGUACGACAUGGUGAGUGCGGCCCAGGCCGGCGUCCUCCGGCCGCGGGGCUCGGACCCCGGCCCCCGGCCCCUGCGCUUCCUGCCGCGCGUCCCCGCCUCCGGCUUAGUUCUCGGGGAUAUUCUGAAUCUCUCCUUUUUUUCCUAGUACUGGAUGAAUGAAUACACCUCGUCCAUCGGAAUUGGAGUUUUUCAUUCAGGAAUUGAAGUAUACGGCAGAGAAUUUGCUUAUGGUGGCCAUCCUUACCCCUUUUCUGGAAUAUUUGAAAUUUCCCCAGGAAAUGCUUCUGAACUAGGAGAAACAUUUAAAUUUAAAGAAGCUGUAGUUUUAGGGAGCACGGACUUCCUGGAGGACGACAUAGAGAAGAUUGUGGAGGAGCUGGGCAAGGAGUACAAGGGCAACGCCUACCACCUGAUGCACAAGAACUGCAACCACUUCUCCUCGGCGCUGUCGGAGAUUCUUUGCGGGAAGGAGAUUCCUCGCUGGAUCAAUCGUCUGGCCUACUUCAGCUCCUGCAUCCCCUUCCUCCAGAGCUGCCUCCCCAAGGAGUGGCUCACCCCCGCGGCCCUGCAGUCCAGCGUCAGCCAGGAGCUGCAGGAGGAACUGGAGGAGGCCGAGGAUGCGGCCGCGGCCGCCUCCGUGGCCGGCCCCUCGGCGGGCUCCAGACCCGGGCGCCACACCAAACUAUAA